Molecule: messenger RNA, 4120 nt
Organism: Siniperca chuatsi (mandarin fish)
Lineage: Eukaryota; Metazoa; Chordata; Actinopteri; Centrarchiformes; Sinipercidae
Gene: ensab
Product: endosulfine alpha b
Exons: 3
Coding region: 148-498 (116 amino acids)
Cellular component (GO): cytoplasm
Molecular function (GO): protein phosphatase inhibitor activity
Source: RefSeq, a predicted model, not a curated record
UCUCAUUACGCCAUUUUUGUUGGGGAGCAGUCGUGUCUAGAAACGGAGGAUUAGGUUCAGUACAGGUACAUCAAACGGUACCUCGUAUAUUCAUAUAUUUGAACUGUCUGGCAAACGUGACACUUGCUUGUCUAUCACACUCAGACAAUGUCGUCAGAAAACCUGGACUCGGAUACUCAGGUGGACUACGAGGACGAAAAACAGGACUCCCAGGAGAAGAAUGCGAACCCGGUGAAGGCAGAGGAGGCCAAGCUGAAGGCCAAGUACCCCGGCCUGGGCCAGAAGCCCGGCGGCUCAGACUUCCUGAUGAAGAGACUACAGAAAGGGCAAAAGUACUUCGACUCGGGCGACUACAACAUGGCCAAAGCCAAGAUGAAGAACAAGCAGCUUCCUGUGGCGGGGCCCGACAAGAACCUGGUGACUGGCGACCACAUUCCCACGCCGCAGGAUCUGCCACAGAGGAAGUCCUCCUUGGUGACCAGCAAGCUAGCCGGCUAGCCUCCACCAUCCUAGAAGCACCUUCACCCCCCUGGGGCUCCCAGCAAACGUCCCUCCUCCUCCUCACCCAUGUCCCCAAUAUGCCCACCCCCUCCCCUCUCUUCCCUUUUCAUCCCCAGGCACCACUGGCUUUAACAUGUCGGGCAGAGUUGUAUAAGUUAAAACUCAAUUUGCUUGUAUGUGGGUGGGGCGGGGUGGGAGGGAUGGAGGUUUAGGCGGCCCAUGAGGUCACAGCCUUCUCUGCCUUCCCACCACGCACAGCUCUGCCCCCUCUGCGCACUCUGCUCUACUGCCUCCCUUAUAUCUUGGUUUUUGGUGUUCCAAGAUGCAUCACAGUAGGUGUGUGUCAUCAGGCAGGGGUUGGAUGGGGUGAGUUAAUGCACUUUGUAGUCGGUAUAGUAUGCUUUGUUCUUUUUUUGCAUCCUAAAUGACACCAAAAUAAUGUGUGUAAGGGAGUUAGGAACCAUGAUUGCAGUGCAUUCUUUGAUCUUUAUGUUCCCUUUCUAUCCUGGUGGCUGGGUUCGGCGGGAGGCGGAAGAUGUAUGUGAAUAAUUGCUUGCAUACCAAAUCUGUGAGGGGCAGCUGCCUAGCUUGAGAGUUCUUUAGCAUUCGCUGACACCAUAUUGGGAAAUGGGGGAAGUGAAUGGAGGCUUCCUUUCAUCAUCCUUAGGGCACUUUUUGUCGAACAAAGCUCGAGGUCAUCUGCUGCAGCUCAGCCAAACAGGGAAUUGAAACACCACUUAUUUUUCUCUCUCAUGUUGCUUUAAUUCUUGACUCCCUUUGCUCCUGUUCUCUAAAUAUGCUGCAUGAUUGUAACAUGUAACAAAAAAGAAAGUUAACAUGUUUUUUUAAUGGGAUUGGGGCAUCUGCUUAGUGAUAGGACGUAUCAAAACAAACACACGAAGCCCUGAAACAUCCACAGUCGCACUUCCUUCCCUCCUUUCCUGUUUACUGUCCUGACAAUCCAUGUACACACACUCCAGUUAGGGGCAAGAGCCAGCUGAGUAUAUCCGUGUAUUAUUUUUAAUGGCUGGGAACCCUGCCAGUCUCUGAGUUCAGUCUUAGUUUGGUUGCUGUUGAGUUGCAUCAAGACCUGUGUUUACUAUGAGACUAAAAGAUUUGUGGGGGGGAUUGAAGCACCAUGCAUAGAGCAUAUGCUUCUGUAAAUAAUACUCAAAUAAGCCCGUAAUUUGUGAUAAGCUUGGCGCUUUGAGGACCAGACCAGCUAACAUGCCUGAGAGAAAUGGGAGUGCUAAAUCGACUCACUUGGGAUUACAUCCUGGGAUUUCUGGCUUGGAAAUUCUAUGCUUUACCAACUGAGCCAAAUUUCACACUGCGGCUAUCGGGCUCAGAGAUCGUGGGUAUCCUUGUCUUUCCAAAAUGACUGUAACCAUCUAAUCAUCUGGUUCUCAUUGUGAUGUGAUGAGACAGACAGCAGCCCAAGUUGGUCUGGCUCACAUUGUGUUUGGAUCUCAUGGAGAAAUGAAAAAUGAUGCGACCACCAUCCAGACAACUUACUUUUCUGUCAUCAUUGUAGAUCCAAACACUGCUAAAAGUAGCAAAAAAAAGCAUUUCACUGGCACACGUGAACAAAUGUAUUUUGACACGACUGCAAUAUCCGAUCACAGAAGUCCCAUUAAAAAGACAAAAGUAACCAUAGUCAUAGCCUUGUGCAGUGAAAAUUGUUUUCAGACAUUUGGGACAGACCAGAAGAAUUGUUCUUAUUCUAGCUGCUUGUUAAAGCUAAAAAAGGACAUUGAUUUCUCAUUUUUUGUGGGAGAUUGUUUUCUCAAUGUUUUAACACUUUCAGAAAAUAUAUAUAUCAGUCAGAUGUAGUGGUUCCCUUGACAUCUUGCCUUCUUUGACAGUUCACAUUGUAAAACACUAACUUUAGUAAAAGAAUACUACUACUUUACUUCCCUAAAAUCUUAACUGGAGUAUAGACCUACUUCUACUACCAGCGCCCCAAAGAACAUUUUUUCUUCCCAAACUGACACACUACACAGACUGAUCUUUGAUCUCAGGGGUGUCAGAGGGUAAACAGCAGGCAACCUGAUAACCACAGGUGUCAGCCCUGCUCCCAAGAUCGUCAUCGCAGUCUUAAAGUGGGACACUGCGUGCCUGCAGGAUACACUCACUCCAAUACUUGGCAAAGCAGAGAGAGAUUUUAUAACACAUGGUGAGGGGGCAAAGUGUGAGCCCAUGCUCUGCUCUCAAGUCCCACCUGUUAAUGUGGUUUCGACCUCUGAAAGAGGUGAAUGGUGCAAUCAACAAAUCUGCAGACUUUGAAUGCGUGCCAUCCACACAUUCAAAAAUCUGAACUGGAUGCCGGCGCUCACUGAGAAUCAGCCUCCUUGUAUAAUACUGCUUCAGGGAACCUUCACAAAUGCACACUCCACCAUGUAGGCUAGGUGAUAGGGUGCAUGCACCAUCACAUUGUCAACCUCACUUGUUUUUCAUUAAGACUUUAAAAUGUGUCAAAUUUGCAGUGGGCGAAAGAGAACUGACCUGUACGUAUGUGCUUGUUACGGUGUUGUAUGAAUGCACUGCUUUUCUCUGUUCCAGCUGUUGUAAAUAGACUUCAACAGGAAGGGAUUUUUGUGUUGUUUCCCACCUGCUUUUCACUCUUUCAUAGCCUGAGCUAUUUUCUGAUUCAAUGGUUCCUCUCUCCUUUCAGUUUAACACUACUUCUGCUCCAUCUUAGCGAAUUGCAGAGGCUAUGUGAAUCUGUAUCAUAUGAAAAUAUGUGUAAAUGCUGCUGUAUCAGUCAAAGACAAAUCUAAGAGAUGAUACCCUGUAAAGAACACCUGUCCUCUUGAUUCUACCAGUCCGACUCUCUUGUCCCAGAGUAUCUCUGUUUCAGAGUCCUAUAGCUCCUCUGUCAAAGUCCAUUCAGUUGAGACUGGUAAACCGCAAUGUUAAUUCUACCACUAAAUUUUAAUGGUGCACUGUUGAAUUUGAUCCAACUUUUGGUCCGGCCAGAGCUUAAAAGAAAAGUCUGUAAAACGUUGUCACUUCGACUGACGUGAACAGACCAUUUAGCAUCACGUUUUGUUUAAAAGCCUACAGUUUCCUGCUUUAAGAAGUAAAUAUUGCAAAAAGAAAUGGGUGAAUAAGCUACAUGUUCUAUGAAACAACAGUGGACAGGAGUUCUUGAAUGCUACUUGAUGUUUGGCUUUGCACAGAGCAGUUCAACAAGAGGAAAUAGCAGGGUAUAUUUCAAACCCAGCACACAGGGUGUCUCUCGUUCAGCUAUGAUAAACACGUGCCAGAAUGUAUAAAGAAAUGACAGGCUGUGUGCUCUGAAGUACUUUUGUGCUGCUUUUACCUUAUCCGUUUUCUUGUUGUUUUGCAAGUAAAUGUUUCUUUUCUUUUUUUUCUUGUGUUCUCUUUUUGCAUAAUUAGUAUAUUUCAUCCUAGCCCAAGAUAACUACAGGGAAAUCAGAGGCACCCUUGCUUCCACGAAAACAAUAAGGGUUUACAUGAUAAAGAGGAUGACUGGAGAACACAGGAAUAAUUUUAGACUUCAGAAAGUACAGGAGUACGUGGAAUGUUUCAGUUGUGUGGGAGUAGGUGAGAGGAUUUUUGUCAGUAUUUGAAAUAAACUUUUACAUUAAUAAGA